Molecule: messenger RNA, 6341 nt
Organism: Bacillus rossius redtenbacheri
Lineage: Eukaryota; Metazoa; Arthropoda; Insecta; Phasmatodea; Bacillidae
Exons: 2
Coding region: 191-1546 (451 amino acids)
Source: RefSeq, a predicted model, not a curated record
CCUAGCGGUGCGCGUCGCUGCGUGAAGCCAGAGCCCGCCGUGCGACCGUGUGACAGUGCGACAGUGCGAUGGCAGUGCGUGGGUGGCGAGUGCGUGCCCCGGGCCGGCGAGGUGGACACAGCGGCGACAUGGGGCCCUCACGCCGCCGCUCCGACACGUCAUAGGCCCUGCAACAGGGCCGCCGACUGUGAUGGACGCAGCAGCCGCCAACUACACCAGCUCUACACCGUCGACACUAGCCAGCCCGGGCCGAGGACUGCCCACCGCCAUGUCCACCAUCGACCGAGAGCAGAUGAAGCUGGAGUUCUACCGCACGUACGACGUGAUGACGGGGGUGCGCAUCGCGGCCACGCUGGGCGGCUUCUUCAGCCUCAUGGUGCUGCUGGUGGUGUACAAGAGCAAGUGCAAGUCCAAGUCACUGAGCGACGAGGACCUCACCGCCGCUGCUGCUGCUGCUGCUGCUGCCGAGGAGGAGAAGGACAGCGGCUUCUCGACACCGUUCACGCUCGGCGCGCAGCCUCGACGUGGGCAGCGGCAGUCCCUGGGCAACAUGAGCGCUCCCGCGGCCGUGCGCACGAGGUUCUCCUCCAUAGGGGGGUACUCCACGCUGGACGCCUCGCCGUUCCUGGACCACCAGCGGGGCAAGAGCCUGCCGGGCUCGGCCCUGCAGUUUCCCUUCGCGCCGGCCCACCUCGCCGAACCGGAGGACUCGUUCGCCGAGAGCCCGUCGUGCUACCAGCACAGGUUCCUGGUCGUGCCGCAGGACGAGCGCCGCCUCAGCUCCAUCACGUGCUCCAGCUCCGACACAUCGUACCUGGAGCGGCGCGGCUCGGCGGCCGAGAUGGGGCUGCCCGCCCCGCCGCCCCGGGCGGGCGCCGCGCGCGAGCUCUGGGACUUCUACUACCCCAUCGACAUCCAGAUCAUCCAGCCCACGCCCGAGGCGUCGCCGUGCGGCAGCGAGCGCACCCUGUACGACGUGCCGGCGGUGCCCGCGGGCCGGGCCAGCCUGGAGGUGCCGCGCCUCGCGCCGCUGGCCUCCCUCGGCAGCUGCGCCACGUCGCUCGCCGACUGCUCCGACCACUCGCUGGGCUCCGACUCGGUGUUCACGGACGACGAGCUGGACACGGAGGACGAGGUGGAUGGCUUCUCGACGGACAGCGAGGGCACGGAGGUGCCGUUCGCGCGCCACCUGCUGCAGGUGCCGCUGCCGGCCAGGGUGGCCCCCGCGGGGCGCUGGGCCCCCGCCGCCGCCGGCUACCGCCCCGAGAGGCGGUUCUCCGCCCCGUGCCGCCCCCGGGCUCCCUGCGAGACCAUCAGCGCCCUGGUGGACGAGCCCGCCAGCGAGGCGGCGCCCGCGCUCCGGCCGCCCUACCCGCUGCCCGACUCCAGCGACAGCAGCACGCUGGCGGCCGGCUCCGGGUCGCUGCUGGCGCGGCCCUCCUUCCCGCUGCUGGUCGGGGGCUCCUGUGAGCACCUGGCCCGGGCGCUCCGCGACAAGGCCUCCGUCGGCGACAGCUGCGCCUGGUCCCAGGAGACGCUCUUCUAGCGCGCGACAGUGCCUGGCUCUCCUCCGUGAAGCACGGUCAGAGUUUAAUGGUAGUUGUAAUUGCAUCUGUUCGUGUUUGGGUGCACAAACUGAAAUGUGCCAUAAAUGUGUAUAUUUUUUUUAGAAACAAAUGAUAUUUUCACAGGUCAUGAUGAGAUUGUGAACAUUUAAAGAUGAGCUUUGGGUAUGUUAAUAGUUUUGUGUUGUUUUUUUAUUUAAGAGAUAUGAGGAAACAUUUGUUACAACUGAAGCCUAAGUGUCAUAUUUUAAACAUAAUGUGUAAGUGUGCGAAUGCAUGACUAUAUCUAAAACUGUUAGAAAUCGUGACUUCCAUAUUUUGUAAAGACCGUGGAUGCCAUGCUAGUUAAGUUUUUAAGGAGUGAAAUGGCAACUCAGAGAAAUGCAACCAAAUUUUGAGCUCAUAUAACUUAUUUAAUAAUACAUUAAAAUAUUAUUAUCAUAAUCAAACAAAACAAAGGGUUAGCGUUCAAUGUUGCUUGUCUACAUCUCCGAACCACUGCUAGCAGUUGUGGGUUGCAGCAACAUGAACACUUCUAAGGGUGCAGGUACUCAGGACUCUGAACUACUUCAGUGCACAUGUUCAACUCAUGCGAGCGGUCACACACCGUCUGAACGUGUCAUUUCUCGCUUUGUAGGGUCCACACAGGUGAGAUAUUUCAGGACGUUGAAAGGGGCACCUACUUGGCAACACUCACACAGUUUAAGCCAAAUCAGCGAGCACUGAUUCGGACCCUCCCCUUAGUAAGAUUUCUACUCUAAUCUGACCAAUUCAUAGUUUCUUUUCUAGGGAUAAACAAUUUUCUUGCAGUAAGUCUGUCUUGACUGUAACUGCAGCACCCAGCCAACUGUUGGCGUGAUAGAAAAUCAACGACCUUGUGUCUGUUACUUAAAUGUGCUAGACGUAGCAAAGCCAGUAAUGGUCUCUGUAUAAUCUCGCAUGGGUGGAACGUUACACAAAGAGCAGAAAGCAGACAUUAAGCAAAACUCUCAAACUUGUUCUCUGAGCUGCAAAUUAACUUAAGUGUUGGUUCUCUUGAAACUUGGCGAACAAGUUCGAGCAAUCUACUGGUUUGAUUGAAUAAGUAUACUUGAACCAUUUUCUAAGUGCAGAGUAUUUUGGUUGACUUGGGUUGCUAUUUCAAGCACAUCUAUUCUAUUAAUAAUUCAACUAUUUUUACAUUUUAAAAUAGGGAAAGAAAAAUUAUAAUUACAGAUUCAUGAUGUUCUUUGCAUUAUUUAAAGUUUGUCAUGCUAAGAUUCUACAGUCCAGUCUAAAGCCAGGAUACAUUUAGCAAAUAAUGUUAAAAUAGUCCUGGUUGAUUCCUAGUUCAGGAAUUGAUCAUACCUUUUUGAAAUCCGUUCGCAAAAUCUCAGAUAUACCUAUAAAAAAAAAUUAAGAGUUUUACAUCAAAUAACUCAUGAUAAAUUAAAACUUCUAGAAAUGGUAUCUAUAAAUUUGUUCCAAACUGUUAUUGCUGUUUAAAGAUUUAGAAACAAAACAAAAGCAGUUCUACAAGUUGAUUCAUGGGUAUCACUACAGUGUUUACGAGUUAGGGCUAGUCAAAACUCAUUUAGUAAACAUCACAACAUACAUCUACACACUACAAAUAAAACAGUACACACACAGGAAUUAUGAAAGUUUUCACCAAAUGACUAUAAAAAUAAACAAACCUCAGUAAAGUGUGUGCACUGCCAUCAGUGGCAUUGAAGAAGAAAAAACACAUCCUUGAGAAUUGUCUUACUUGCAGAAUUAUGAUCGAGACAGGACUCUUCAACCACCACUGAUGUUAUGGUGUUCCAUGCAGGGAUAUUCACUUUCACAAGUUUUGAUAAAUCUUUCAAAUUUAAAUUUUUACCCAAAUGUCUUUAAGAAGCUAUUACUGUAAAUGUUUGGACACUAUUUAAAACAAUUGUCAGACUCUUAAGACGAUUAUCACUCUUUCCCAUAUUUUAUUUUGCCCUUGUGUUCGGGGUCAUUCUGAUGUUCUUGUCUUGAUUCGCUGACUUACGGCCCCCUUCCUCACUUCCUUAUCUCUUUCCACUGCACGCACGCACGCACGCACGCAUGACUGGAUAUUGCCUAACUUUGUUGCCUUCUGUAGUGGCUCAUUAAGCGUAGACUGCCUGCUUUCUAUGAGCCGUUAAACCAUAUCCUUAUCUCCUUAAAAGUUGUCAUUAAAUAGUUAAGAUUUUUUCUUAAAUAAAGUAGGUACAAAAUUUAAUUUUUUCUUACAUUGUAUUGUACCUGUUGUAAUAUUUCUAGUAUUUGUGAAAUCAAUCAUGGAUGGUUUUAAGAUCUAAAUUAAUUUACUCUUUAGAAGGAUGAACACCAAUUCCCUUAUAGCCACAAAAUUUAAUUUUACUUAAAUUAUGGUUAAUGUAAAAUGUUACCUCUACUUAACUAAUGUUACUUUUUAUAUUACUUAAUUCAAUUCACAAGUAGCCUAAGUAAUAUGACAAAAUUCUAGCUAAAUCUUGGUUUUUAUACCUACAAGGUUGUGAAUAUUAAACUGACUAUAUGUGCAAGUCCGUAUUUUACUGUUAUCAAGAAAAUGAAAGAUUGUUUAGUAAUGAAAUAUGUAGUAACCUUUCAAAAGCUAACUGUGUUAAAAUUCUGUCCCAGAAGUAAAGAUCAAACAAUGAUUAAUGUAAAAAAAACUAAAGAACUAUUGUGACUUGGCAAAAAUCACCGCACAAAAUAGCAGAAUAGCUAAAACCAGACUGUGUUACCCUUCCUAGGCCUAAAAGCCCCCAUAUUGUUUGUAAUGUGUCCAAUAUUUUUUUUUUGUUAAAAAGUACUUUAAUUGAUUGUAACACUGAUAUAUUUAAAUAUAUAUGACUGCUUCAGUUUAAAUGAUUUCCCAAGAGCCCAAAUAUAAGAAGUCAUUCACAAUAAUAUUUUUUUAUUAUUUUAAAGUGAAUUAACUUUUCAGGCCAAACCUCAAAAGACAGCUUUACACUGUUUUUUAGAAAAUGAGAUCCAUUAAUAUCUCAAAGUUUACAAGUGUUUCCGCUGAAAAUAUGUAUAGUGCAGAUAAAAUGCUGAUAAAACAUUAAAAUUAACAAUAUACAGGAUUAUGAAUUAAGAUUUUUAGCUUCAGAUUCAACAUAUACAGAGCAUGAUAAUUUUCUGUAGUAAAGGAGACACUGGAAUUAAGACAUUUUACAGCAAUUACAUGGUAAAAUAGCGGUAUGUUCGGACUUCAAAAUUACAUCCCAUUAGUACAGAUUCAUUCACAGAUUAAAAAAAAAUAGAUGAACCUCAAACAAUAAUUUUAACAUAUAACUUCACUUACUCAUAAAUAGAGUGAUGUUGGGCUAGUUAAAUCAACCUAUGAUAGAUGUGAUGUUGGGGUGAUGCGGGUACACAUGACUCCGAACUACCUCAGGUGAACAUGUUCAACUUGUGCGAGCGGUCACACACAGUCUGAAUGUUUCCUUCGAGGCUAUUUCUCAUUCAACGUAAACAACUUCUACAUAGGCCCCCGAUUGGCUGUUCGGUUUUGAGAGUAUAAACAGUCUUUUGAGAAAAACGCAAGAUAAAGAAUGUUAUUUGCACAAGUUUGUGCAAUAUUUUACCGACUGAAACAAAAAAAAAAUAAUAACAAGCAAACAUUUUAUAGUUUUAAAAUUGACGUGCAUUCAAUGAAAUUAAACAAUCGGUCUUGGAGUUGAACAUACUUUCAUACCAACCGCAGUGUAACCGUAUACUUUCGCGUUUGUAAAUACGUUUUACGCAAACUUGUUCACCUGAAGUUGUUCGGCGUUCUGUGUAACCUCACGCCCAAUAAUCAGUUGUAUCGCCAACGUAAGGAAGGCACGAUCCAGUCAUUGCAGAACCUAUCUUAACUCUUUGCUUAUGUACCAACUUUAUGAUGCAGAAACUCACAGCGAACAGCUGCCUUCUUAAGAAGUUGCGUGACUGUAGUCUCACACGUACUCUGUGGACUACUGCACAGUUUAAGGCCCGUUCUACGAUGGCAGGUAAAUCGGGACGAUCUCCAGAACAUUUCAUGUCUGCUGCUCCCACAAUGCACGGAAACAUAAUAAAUGGCAAAAUGAGAUUGCAUUUCAAGAUUACAAAAUAUUAAUUCAAUUUUUAAAAAUAAUUAUGCUUUGAAAUUAUAGCAUGGGCAGAAUUUACAUAAAUAAUAAAAUUAAACCACAAAAUAAUAAUAGAACACUAGAUAUUUGUGUACUUGAAACAAGUCUUAACGUAUUUAGAACAUAAACAAACAUGGCUACCAUCGCAGCCAAGUACUACUCGAGCAACGUUAACGGAAGAGCUCAGCACUGCAAAGCUAGUCUCCGUCUGCGUGCUGUUACGUGAGAUCCGUCUCCAUUUCCAUGUAAUUGUAGAACAGGUCUUGACAUGCCAACUGCACAGUCACCCGAAUAGUGGAUCACGCUCGACCUUUCAAGAGGCGCUAGCGGUGACCUCUAGCAAUUGCACCGCUAACCUAUUUCUCGCUCCACGCGUGUUUGGGUUACAGUUCUGUUCACAAAAUUUGAGAAUGUGCCAAUUUUACAUCAUUAGAUUUAUUUUCCUACCGUUUGUGUGCCCACAAUGUACGACUUAAGUGUUGUUGACUAUACUGUGGACUAAUAUAAACAUUGUUGUUAUAAAAAAAUUUGUAGACUUUGUACAGACGUGUAUAUGAACUGUUAUGAAAACAAUAAACACAUUGUAAACAGUUCUCAUCUCAAUCUUGUUUCGUGCCCAGCCAGAUUGCAACCACUUUAUUGGUGUGGUUCAUCGCUGCCAUCUGCAACC